UUGUGAGUGUGUGUUUGUGUAUUACCUCUAAUAUUUGUCCAUGUCGUACUGCACAUAUCGAUGCACGAGAUCGUAGUGAAUCAGUUUCUUCUGAAGAGUUCUUGAAUUUUUUUUUUACGCUGCUGCUGGUGGUGACAUUGCCUACGCCGGUGCCAUUUGGAUUAACAUGAUAGAUAGGAAACGAAUUGUCUUAGCGGUUAUGCUCCUUCUUUAUGAAGGUGCUCUAUGUAUCAAACACCCAGAACCUUACUAUGGGAAGGAAAUAGGUACCCUGAAAAAUUUCGCCCAUGGCAUCACGGGAAAAGCCUAUGCUAUCGAUGAAAGUACAAUUUUCAUAAAGAAAUUUUCUUAUGAUGGCAUGGGACCUGAUGCCUAUUUUUGGGUUGGAAAUUCUCCUAGGCCAAGUCCUGAGGGUAUUAUUGUACCGUAUCCAGAAGAUUACAACGGGAGCAGAGAUCCCCCGGUAUUAAAGGCUUACAAUAAUACGGACGUGAUCCUCAGGCUGCCGGGAGGGAAGAGAAUCAGGGACAUCAGAUGGCUCUCGGUAUGGUGUAGGCGAUUCACCGUUGAUUUCGGAGAGGUAUUCAUCCCUCACAAUUUGGAGGUUCCAAAGCCUCGAGUAUUACCAGAAUUUAAACGAUUGGCACAUGGUCUGAGAUCUGACAAUAUAAGUAUACUUGAUGCAAAGACUUUUUACAUACCAAAUUUACACUACGACGGAGCUGGACCGGACGCUUAUUUUUGGGUAGGGAAUGGAUCAGAACCCACACCAUACGGCAUCAAGGUUCCAAAUGAGAUGGGUUCACUCGAUGUACUCAGGGGAUACCAAGGAGAAGAUAUUGAAAUACAGUUACCAGGAUCACUUACAGUUUACGAUGUCGAUUGGUUAGCAGUUUGGUGUGUGCGAUACAGGCACAACUUUGGGCAUGUUAUUAUACCGAAGGAUUUGGACGUACCACCGGCUCUAGGACAAACGAAAAUUUCACCGCCAUGGUGGUAUAAUCCUACGAGCACAACUCCCAAACCUACAGGCGCUACAAACUGCAGAGAGUUCUUGGAGAAGAGGUUGCAAGUUAAAUGGGAGAUAAUUGGUGAUUCUAUCGAGAUUACACUUUCUGCUAAAAUGAGGGAGGACCAAUAUGUCGCAUUCGGUUUAUCGGGAACAGAGGGAAGUGCCCAAAUGGUCGGUGGAGAUGUUACAGUGGCGUUUUACGAUACCGACAGCAGAACUUUCAAAGCAAUCGACUAUUACAUGACUCACACUGCACAGUGCGACGGUAAAUCCGGAGUUUGUCCUGAUGAGAGAAUAGGAGGACGAAACGAUGUCACCUUAAUUUCUGGGAGAAGAGAUAAUGGAGUUACCACCAUCAAAUACAAGAGAUUGUUGCAGACGAACGAAGCAGUCAAUGAUAAACCAAUCCCGUCCAGUGGUGAGGUGAGCGUUAUAGCAGCUUUUGGUCCGUUGAAUUCAAGAAAAGAAGCAAACGCUCACUCCAUGACCGAUAAGACGAAAGACGAUUACAAAAUAGAUUUCAGCUCAAUGGAUGACAAUGAUUGCUCCGUCAGUUUGGUCGAUUUGGUUGACACUAACGGUCCUAAGCCCUGGCCACCAGCAACCAUCAUUGGCGAGAAUACCCUUUACGCUAAAAUUGGACCCACCGGCGGUAAAAGGGGAUAUUCAGCAGUAACCCACUACCCCUCUUGGGGUAUCGCCUGGUACAUCAACGAUCUACUGAUUCCAGAGAUCCUGGUCGAGCGCGGCCAAACGUACACUUUCAUAGUCGAGGGAGGCAACGAUAAAACCAACCCCUCGAAAUAUCAUCCCUUCUACAUAAGCGACUCGCCGGAGGGUGGUUUCGGACAAAAGAGUCCGGAGGAGCAAGUGAAACAGAAGAUUUACGCCGGUGUGGACUAUGACGCGAAUGGUAUACCCUAUCCAACAGCGGCUGGCAGAUAUUGUGAAUACGUCCAUAAAUCCAUCGACAAGUCCGCAGAAACCGAGACAUUCGAAGAGUACUUCAAAACUCUGAAUCUUGAAUGCGAAGAUGGCGAACCUGCCUUCUUCAACUGGACCGUGCCGAUGGAUGCUCCAGAUCUGCUUUAUUAUCAGUGUUAUACUCACAACAACCUAGGUUGGAAGAUGAAAGUUGUCGAUCCAGGAUACAACUCCCAACAUAACGCCAAAGACAAGGCUAUCAAUCUUCACCCUGGUAUCUCCGUUCUAAUUGUUGUAAUGAGUUUUUCGACAAUAAUAUCUUAUACCGACUCUAAAUGUUAUAUUUUCUAAGAUUCUUUACAAUUGAAUAUUACGAGUAUAUUGUUUUUAUAUGAGGACGUUAAGAGUAAUAUUAUAUUAAAUGUGUUGACUGAAGUUCGUGCGACAAUAAAAUUUAACGAUAUUUACAAAAUAGUAAUUAUAUAGGUACAAGGAGUAUCCAAAAAAUAUGGAGUCUAUAUCUAUACAAACAUCACUGAGAAUUACGGAUCUCUACCUUUGAAAUGGGGUGAUUCAAAAAGCCUUUGUAAUGUUUUUUCAAUUUGUCCAUAAAAGUUUAGGGUGUCCCAAAUUCGUUGUCUAGUGAAGAAUCCCAGAAUCCCUAGAUCUAUUAAAAAAUGACUUUAUUUUGGGGAGAAUCAAUUCGGAGAAAACUGAAAUUCUUCUGUUUUCGAGCUAUAAGAGAAAAUUGGAAAAUGGCGUGAAAUGAAAAGUACUCAAAACUCCUUUGCUCCUGGUUUUAUAACCCUAAAAUAAAAACAAUCUCCGGAUUUAACCCUGUUAGAUUUUUUUCAACAUUUCAAACUGAUAAAUUUGGUCAAUUUAAAUGUGAUCAACAAAGGAAAAAAUCUAACGGUGUUGAAUCCGGAGAUCUUGGUGGCCACCGAAUAUUUUAAUUAUCUGUUCACAGAUUAUCAUAGAUGGCCAAAUCAGUUGAUUUGGCGUGUGAAACUGAAACUUUUGGUGAUUUUAUAGUUUGAUAAGAAAUUUCUAUAUCAUGUUAUACAGGGUGAGUCAAAAAUGGGUAUGGAUGAACAUUGAGAAAUAAGUAUAGUUUGAUGAAUAAACGUAUCAUUUCGAGUAAUUUGGUUCAAAAUUUUUUAUCAAACCUCUUUUUUUUCACAUUAUAGAUAGAUAUGAGUGAACAAUGACGUCAAAAAAAUGCAAAAAGAUGCAGGAUUUGAGGCAUUAUCUGACUAGGGCGUAGAUUUUUUUUUCGAUUUUCGAUUCAUUUUUUUCCAGCUCAAAAGGAUUCUGAGAUCCCCUACUAGACAACGAAUUUGGGACAGCCUGUACAUGAAUCAACACAAUUGGUUUGUUCAUAAUAACCCGAAUAAAAUGUUUUUUCACUGGGUGAAUCUGUACAUAUCAUUCGUAAAUAUCUCAUGUAAUAUCCGGAAUUGUUAGAAGUAAACUCAUUAAAUUGAACUUCUAGAUCAUCUAGUCAGUCUUUUCGCUAGAAUAUCAACCCUUAGCUUUUGCAAAACGUUUCCGAUAUUUUUGAUUUGGACGUGUACGUAUUUAGAAUUUUGAAAAAUUAGGAUGUAUUCGAAGUCAAUUUUUACAACUCUGACAAUAAUAUUUCAUCUGAUAUCUAUAUAUCAUUAAUUAUGUAAAUGUAUAAUGUAAUUUUAAGCUAUAUGAUGUGAAAUAAUGUGCACAAAACCGACAAUAAUUUUGAAAUUUACAAAUGCUUCGAAUUGUGACAAUAAUAACGAUACGUUUUUAACAUUUAUAGUGCUUAAGGUAUCUACUGAAAUAAGAAUUUUUAUGGAAUUUAUGGCCUCUGUACUCGAGGAAUGUGAUUGGAGAAAAUGUGGCUAAAGUUGAGUUAAUCUGGAUUUAAACAAUUGUACAUUGAGAAUCAGUAGAUGAAUACGUGAAUAUACAGGGUGUUCCACCAUUGAUGCGACGCUGUAUAACGGUUAAGCGCUGAAAGUUUCGAAAUUUUCAUUCUAAAAUUGUUUGGAAAUACACAGGGUGUACUAAAAAAGUGUAAGUGAUCAAACAUAUGUUUUUUCUGAUGGAACAACGUGGUUUUUAUCGAAUUUUCAGAUUGCACGAAAUAAAUGAACCCAAGUUUGUUCGAAAAUACGUAUGCUUAAAACCAUAGAGUAAUAAACAUAGAUAGAGGGAGUAGACGCAAUUUUUAAAUGUCUCCAACACGGUUAGAUUACGUUGUCGGAUUGUGGUAUAUUUUCAAAUCCACAAUUUUAAUAUAUCCUUAUGAAUGUAUAUUAUAUUGAAUGAUAUACAGGGUGGCCAUUUGAAAACGAA
Messenger RNA from Harmonia axyridis, 4273 nucleotides. Its product is annotated as protein Skeletor, isoforms B/C. The record is from RefSeq and is a predicted model, not a curated record. Bases 167 to 2287 code for a protein of 706 amino acids. The transcript has 12 exons. NCBI's taxonomy places the organism in Eukaryota, Metazoa, Arthropoda, Insecta, Coleoptera, Coccinellidae.